UGAAGAGAACAAUUCUUUCAAGACAUGUAAAUGAAUUGUUUUCAUGUCAGAGACUAGUAUUUACUCUCCAAACUGAGCUGCUUUUUCUUCUUCCCUACACCACUGAUUUUGACAUAAGUCUUUAAAGUUACUUUACAGAAUGUACCGGACAGGUCACAAAAUGAUGAUGAUGUUUUGAUCUCAUCUUCCCUUUUUCUUUUUUUAAUACCGAUGCUAUUUUGCCUUUCAAACUUUGUUCCCAUUUCUGUUGCUUCAAAGGCUGAAAACAAGGGAGCCAGCAACACGAUGAUUGGCGUGAUCUUUGGAUGUUAUGCUUUAUUUGAGUUUCUGGCAUCUUUGGUAUUUGGAAAAUAUCUUGUACAUAUUGGAGCAAAAUUUAUGUUCAUAGCAGGAAUGUUUAUCUCGGGAGGAGUUACAAUUAUUUUUGGUGUCAUGGACCAACUUCCGGAUGGACCAAUAUUUAUUAUUAUGUGUUUUCUAGUGAGGGUAAUAGAUGCCAUAGGCUUUGGAGCAGCAAUCACUGCCUCAUCUUCCAUCCUCACAAAGGCUUUCCCAAAUAACGUGGCAACUGUAUUGGGAAGUCUCGAGGUCUUUACUGGACUGGGGCUUGUAGUCGGUCCUCCUCUAGGUGGCUUCUUGUAUCAAUCCUUUGGCUACGAGAUGCCUUUUAUUUCUCUGGGGUGCGUAGUUCUGCUGAUGAUACCACUCAACAUAUGCAUCUUACCCAGUUAUGAGUCUGAUCCAGGUGAACACUCAUUCUGGAAACUUGUCACGUUACCCAAGGUCGGCCUUAUAUCCUUCACCCUCAUCUCUGUGAGCUCAUGCUUUGGCUUCCUUGACCCUAUUCUGUCUCUCUUUGUCUUGAGCAAGUUUAAUUUACCAGCUGGAUACGUGGGGUUGGUCUUCCUGGGACUGGCACUGUCCUAUACCAUUUCUUCCCCGCUGUUUGGCCUGCUAAGUGACAAAAUGCCAACAGACUCCCAUAUGUAUCAAGAUGCUGCUGUGUGUGUGGGAUUACUUACUACCUCGGGUGCCAAAAUGCACCUGAGGAAGUGGCUUCUGGUUUUUGGCAACUUAAUCACAGCAGUGUGCUUCAUGCUCUUAGGACCUGCCCCAAUCGUGCACAUUAAAAGUCAGAUGUGGCUGCUGGUGCUGAUAUUGGUAGUCAAUGGCAUCGCUGCUGGGAUGAGCAUAAUUCCAACCUUCCCGGAGGUCCUCAGCUGUGCAUAUGAAAAUGGGUUCGAAGAGGGAUUAAGUACACUGGGACUUGUAUCAGGCCUCACUAGUGCCAUGUGGUCUGCAGGUUUUCUUUCCACUGCUAGUGCCUUUAUAGGACCAAUGCUGGGUGGAUUUCUGUAUGAGAAAAUUGGAUUUGAGUGGGCAGCAGCUUGUGGAGGCUUGUGGCCUCUGACUAGUUGUCUUUCAUUUCAUCAAAGGGAUUAGCGAUGGGCUUGUUUUACCUCCUGGAAGACUCUAGAAGAAGAUCUAAACCCCAGAGCUUCGACGGCACAGAGGAGGAGGAAGCUGCUCUUCUGCCCCUCAGAGUUUAGCUGGAUCAGCUGAGUGACUGGGGCUGGGGGCAGGGAGCAUGGCCGGAAGUCACUGCUGGGAGAUUUCCUGUUUUAUCACAGAGCUCCAUGGACUCCACACUAACAUGCUGGAAGCGUCAACAUAAUUUGGGAUGAUUUCUAUCAGACUGCACUUCCUGUUGUCCUGAAAAGCUGGCCCUACCGAGCCAAUCAUAUUUACAACAUUUAUUAUGAGAAGGAUUGUUGAAAAGCAAUAAAAGUUUGUGUCUUUUUGUU
Messenger RNA from Heterocephalus glaber (naked mole-rat), 1805 nucleotides. The record is from RefSeq and is a predicted model, not a curated record. Lineage: Eukaryota; Metazoa; Chordata; Mammalia; Rodentia; Bathyergidae.